AUGUCGCUCCCUCUCCAGCCAUGCGGCUCCUUCAACAUCCUCACCUUCCCUAUGAAGGAACUGAACGGAGGGGAAACAAACCUGGUCCAUGCCGUUGACCUCAUCCAGAACUUUCAGGGCGACAUCAACUUUUCUGACCUCAGCACUAGCUACAAAUUGGCAUGCGAACGCAAGGAUUUGCAGUAUCUUCCCGCCCCUUUUGGUCUGAAGGUUGAAGUCCCCAAGGAAACGACCAUCCAAAUCGUCAUCAUCAAAAACUCCGAGGGUGAAACCACUAUCUUGAAGCAUUUGGCCUUUCCGGGAAAAAUCAAGGCAACCUUCUUCAAACAGCUCAUCUACGGUGAGGGCUUUCAAUCUAUGUGGAUGCAGCCUUCCCCCAAAGGUGGCAGGAAAAUCUUGCAGUACUGCCUGGAGAACUUGGGUGGGCGUAUCUUCAAGUGCUUUGAGCUCACUUCCCAGGCAAGUCGCAAAGGCCCAAAGCCCGACAGCAGCUUUGAGGAGAAGGACGAUGAUGACAUCGAUGCGGGCUUUGAUCAUAUUCUCAAGAUGGGCCCUCGCUCAUCUUGUGAAAUGGCCCAGCUCCGUUGGCAGACGAAAGAACUUCGCAACAAAUCGUCUCCAAUCUUUGGCUGGCCGGUAGCGUUGGUUAGUCAAGCUCUUCGGAACUUGGCUGCCGACGGAGCUUUAGCCCGCAAAGAGCAUCAUUGGCCAUUACCACUCACGCCAAAAUACUUCCGCGCGGAAGUUUUGAAGGCUUUGGAAGCCAUUUGGGACUUUGACCAAGCUUCCUUGGUCAUGCUCGGAGAGCCCGGUGGAAGGAAAAGCCCAUUGGGCAGAAGUGUCCUGUUCGCACAGUGCCGCCACAACCUGGAGAGGGCUGUGGCAGACAACACCUAUGAGGACUCCAUCCCGCUUCCACCAGACUAUGUCCUUGAAAUCAACUUCACGGACUUUUACGACGUGGUCAAAAAAGCCUUCAUCGACCAAGCUACCCGCACCCAUAUGGACGCCAUUUUGAAGCGCGCCGCCUUCCUGGUGAACUCGAAGACUCAUCUGUACUACCGCCGAGCAGGCAUCAAUGAAGACAAGGUUCCCCGCGUCGCUUUGUCAAGCGAUGGGUUCUUGACAGCCGAUGGCAAAAAGGUGUACGGUGAGUACAAGGCAGGCCAAAAGGAAAUGCCUGAGGACUUCAUGGAAGAGGUGAGAAAGGAACAGGAGUGGGUGAGCAUCAUCAUGAACAAACGAUUUGAGGAAAGGCGGAUGAGCAAGCAGGAGGCCCGAGAUCGAAAACAUCUUCGCCAAGCCCUGUUUGGUGACAAGCCGAAAGAGGAAUCUGCGCUAGAGACCUUGCAGGCACAUGAGGAGGAGCGUGUCGCAAUAAAGAGGGAGAAGGAAGAGGUUGCAAUGAACCAUGUCUUCAAGAAAGCUCGUGUGUGGAGCCGCGAACUGGCCUCCUCGUCCAUUGUCAUUGACCUAGAUCCGGAUAGCGAGGAAGAAACCCGAGCACCAAAGCAUGACGCCAACCCAGAAUGCGCGAAUGAAGACGAAGAUCCCUUCAACCACGGCUUCGCCACUUACCAGGAAGGAUGA
This is a messenger RNA of Durusdinium trenchii, 1590 nucleotides long. The record is from the annotation of a GenBank genome assembly. NCBI's taxonomy places the organism in Eukaryota, Dinophyceae, Suessiales, Symbiodiniaceae.